AUGAACAACAACGGCGCUCACCCUGAGCUUCCCUCGCCCCCCGAUGCCUCAGACUUCGCCGACGAGCUCGAGUAUGCUAAAGCCAUGAGCGAUUAUUACGCCGCUAGACAGCUGUUCUGGGGCGAAGAGGUCGCCUACUACAAGAAGAAGCACGACGAGUCUCUGGCCAAGCAGAAGGGGCACGAUGAGGAGGUGGCUCAAGCGCUCCUGACUAUCCAGCGCCUCGAUGCUGAAGAGGCCAAGCAGCGGGCCAAGGCGACCAAAGAGGCUGAGAAGAAGAAGAAGGCCGAAGAGAAGAAGGCCGAGGAGGACGAGGAUGCCAACGUUGUACAAAUCCCCGUCUAUGCAAGCUGA
This is a messenger RNA of Fusarium coffeatum, 354 nucleotides long. RefSeq lists its product as uncharacterized. The record is from RefSeq and is a predicted model, not a curated record. The transcript is spliced from 11 exons. Bases 1 to 354 code for a protein of 117 amino acids. Lineage: Eukaryota; Fungi; Ascomycota; Sordariomycetes; Hypocreales; Nectriaceae.